GUUCCUGUGCCCACACGAAUCUGGUGAUUUCUCAAGAAGAUAUCUGUGACGGAUUUUAUCAAUGCGAUGAUUAUUCGGAUGAAAUGUCUUGCGAUCAUGCAGACGUAGUUUUGGAUGAAGGAGAAUCGUUUGGCAUAAAGAUUGUAAAUGCUGCACGUAGAUCAUAUAAUACUACGAUACUUCGUACAAAUUCAACAUUGGGAUUCCGAGUGCAUUUCAGUUCCUCCGAAUACUGGGAUGGGUACGGAGCUCGUAUUGCAAUUGGUACACAGACCAACUCAAGUCCAAUCUAUCAAUGGUCCUCGACCAGUAACUACCAUUAUUUCUACAAUGACUAUGAUGUGUAUGUGACGACGAAUGAAAUAUGGACUGCAAUCGUUGGUGGUGUUCAUCAUGCGUAUGGGUCUAUGGAAUUCAAUGUCACUUCGGUUGAUAUACCAGACUUGUAUACCUGCCCGGGAAAUCCCCAUAUCGGAAUUCCUCAUAGUAGACUGUGUGAUGGAAGGUAUGACUGCAGCAAUUAUGAAGAUGAAUUGUCAUGCAACGCAUCUGCAGCAAUACUUAUUAACAACGAGACGUUUUACUUCAGUGUCUACACUUGGUACUACGAUUAUCAACGACUUUACAGAAAUUGGCUCUUCGAAACGAACACUGGAAAUGGCUUUCGUGUUGACCUGUAUACAUACGUGGAAUGCUUUGACUAUUACUGUGGACAUGAUGCAGUGUUCAGUAUUAUUAUUGGGACAGGAAAAGAUUCAACCAACCAGGAGUCAGUUGUUCAAACAUUCACUACCAAGACUACUCAUUGGUGGUUGUAUACGUAUGAAGAGUUGUAUGUUGAGAGCCAAGAAAUAUGGAUAGUUUUGAUUGGUCCGCAGUUAGUUGGAAAUGGUGUCUACGGCGAUCUUAAUUUAGACAUAAAUGCCGUUAACAUGUCCGGAUGGAUACCAUGCAAGGAUUCAAGAACAAGUGUGCCUCCAGAUUACGCAUGUAACGGACGGUACGAAUGCGACGAUUACGGAGACGAAACAUCAUGUGAUCGUUCACCGACCAUCCUCAGUGAAGGGGAAUCUUAUGCCAUCUCAGAUUUGGAACUGUUUGAACGGGAACACCAUGCCUUUAUUCUACAAACCAACCAAUACUCUGGAUUUCAUAUCAGGUUUCAGCACAUAUCUCUUGGCUGUUGUGAUGAGCGAGUGCAGAUCGGAACGGGGACUGACCUAUCUGACGUAGAGUCCGUUAUAAUGUCCAUCCAGGGAUACACAAAUUAUGUCGAUGAUGUUUAUGUGAAUACUACCCAUAUGUGGCUUGUCAUGACUGGUCAGAAGGACUCUGACAACUAUCCUAAUGGUCAUGUCGACAUGAUUGUCACUGCUAUCUCUCUUUCUGGUGGUUGUCUCUCAAACCCCUGCCUAAACGGAGGAACUUGCAAUCACCUUGCUGAUGGCGGAUACCGAUGUGACUGCAUGGAUACCUUUACCGGACUCAACUGUCAAAUAGCAAACCCCAAUCCCUGUGUCGAACGAAAUCCGUGUGUCCAUGGUGUCUGCAUUAACGUAGGACAAGGACGGUAUGAGUGCGAAUGCCAAGAUAAUUAUGACGGGAUUCAUUGUGAUGAACCCAUUCUCCCAAUAGAGGUUUCUCAACAUCCGUUUAGCCAAAUAGUCAGUAUCAAUGCCAAUGUGAACCUGACAUGCGGUUUCGACCAUGCCAAGCGGUACCACUGGUACAAAACUGUAAGAGAAGGAGGAGAUGGUGUCCUUUUGACUAACAGUGAGAAUCGGAAUCCUCUGAUGAUCAUGGCUGCCUCGCACAAUGACAUCGGGUAUUACUUCUGUAGAGGUGAAGGUAGAAAUGGAGAAACUUUGGAGACGACGCGAGCAUCUGUAUAUCUUAGAGAUCUAACCAAUUUAGAAGUUUUGAAUGUUCGAUUUGCUACUCCAUUUCGCGAAGAGCUUCGUGACCAAACUUCAAUAAUUUAUAAAGAAACGGCUUCCAAUAUCACCACCUUUAUGGAAGAAGGUCUGAGAACAAGUACAGGUCUCGAAGGUGUAUCGGUAGUAUGUAGAGCUCUCAGACCAGGAAGUAUCGAGGCUGAUUUGAAUAUCUACCUUGAUGAGACCAAUAUGACGGCAUUGGAUACAGAACAUCUAAUUGGUGAUUCUAUUCAAAGCAUGGCAGAAAAUUCCAACGGUUUUCUAGAUUCAUCGUCAAUUUCAGUUCAAAAUAACGCAAUUUGCCGGAAUAUAACAUGGACUUCUCCGCGUCUCGAGAGGGUUGAAUUUCCAGUUGGUGAAAAUGGAACAUGGGCAAACUCAACAGGAAGAUGUCCGUUCAACACUACACAAGCCGAUGGACCCAUUGGACGAGCACUUUGUAUCGGAGAUGGCAUUACACAGAGUCGAUGGCAACCUAUGGAUAAUUGUGGACCUUUUAGAAAUGUUACAGAUAUUCUCACAGAAAUUGCAGAGGCAAGCAUCACCGAAGAAAACGCAGGUGAAGUUAGCCAACAAGUGGAAGCAGUUUCUUCAAAUAUCGAAGACAUCACAUCAGAUGACGUCACAUUGAUAGCAGAGAUUACAUCAAGUAUCGUACAGCAAAAUGUUACAAAUGAACAGGUAACGGAGGAUCUAACUGGUACUCUAAGCAAUGUAGCAGAGGUACAAACAGAUGUACUCGUAGCUGCGGAGGAAGCAGUUUCUAAAUUAGUAGAGGCUUUUGAGGAGCAAAUCAAUCGUGUUGAGGUAGCCGACGGUGAGAUGCUCAACAUUCAGCAGCCAAAUGUUGCUGUACAGAUCCAGAGUGUAUCUGCUGAUGAGGGUAUGGGUGGACUUGUUCUCUCUCUGGCCGGAUCCAGUCUUUCUGAUCUGACUAAGGCCAAUUUUAGCAUCAGCGCUCCGACCCAAGGUGACCACCAGGACGAUGACAUUGCUUCCAAACCAGACACCAUCGCACAGGUCAACAUCCCAUCUUCGGUUUCAUCUGCUAUAUCAUCCACGAAUCCUCUUACGGGAUCAUCGUCGAAUGGCAGCGGUGAAUACAUUCGUAUAAACUUCAACGUUUUUUCAACUCCAGCCUUAUUCAUUUCUAAAUCACUGCGUGAAUUCAGCGCAGAUAAUGAAGCCGUCAAUCGGUCAGCUAACACUCCUGUCAUAGCCGUCAGCAUCGGUGGGAGAAAAGUUGAAUCCUUGGCAGAGUCCAUUAACUUUACCUUUUCGACACUGAUGUCUGGAUAUGAUAAUCCCAUGUGUUCAUUCUGGGAUGAUGAGAAAGCAGAUUGGGCCCAAGAUGGAUGUUCACUUAUUUCUAGAGUCGGAUCAACCGAUGACGAUAAUAGUUAUGCCAACUCUGAAUCAACACAGGAGGGUUCUUUUGAUGAGAGAGUGCGCUGUGCGUGUGAUCAUCUCACCAACUUCGCCGUAUUAAUGGAUAUCCGAGUACAGGAUUCCCCAGAGGCGGUGUACAACAUUCUGACCUACAUCGGAUGCUGUCUCUCGAUCCUCAGUCUCCUUGUCACAUUGGCAACCUAUCUCUGGAACAAGGAUUUGAGGACGAAACAGACCAGUCAGAUCUUCAUCAGUCUAUGUGCAACCUUACUGUGUCUCUACAUAACGUUCGUCAUCAUGAUCUCUCUGGAUUCGAGCAGAGAUUACCGUGAGGUUCAAGCAGGACCUUGUGGGUUUCUUUCAGCCCUUGUACACUACUUCGUUCUCUCCUCUAUUGCUUGGAUGGGAGUGGAAGGAUACAAUACAUAUCUUAUCAUUGUGAAGAUAUUCAACACCUACAUCCCUAACUUCAUGAUCAAGGCAUGUCUGGCUGCAUGGGGAGUUCCUGCACUCAUUGUGCUUCUCACAGGAGUUAUUGCCAGAGAAUCGUACGCCCAUGAUGAUUUGUGUUUCCUGCAAUUCUGGGCUCAAAUUGGUGGUCUCCUGAUUCCUAUGUCUAUCAUCCUCGUCAUCAACAUCGUUAUCUUCAUCCUGGUCAUUCGUCAGUUGUACCAAUCAGCCAAUAUCGCUGGUCGGGUGAAGAGGGAGGCUGAGGUUGAACGUCGAGAGACCAUUGAACGAGUCCAGAAUGCGAUUUGUAUCCUGCUCCUUCUUGGUCUGACUUGGAUCACUGGUUAUCUUCUGCUGAUCCCAUCAUUUAGUCCAGUGGCUCAGCCAAUAUUUAUCGUACUGAACUCCUUCCAAGGACUGUUCAUCUUCCUACUCUACUGCGUCAGGAAACCUCACAUCCGCAAGAAAUGGGGGCUCACUUGUUUUGACAAGAAGAAAGAAGUCAGCACUUCUUCUGGUGGUGUACAGAGUUCACUAAACCCAUCCAGUACGUCAGCUGGCGUCAUGAGCGGCGCGAUUGGAUUGUUGUCCCCAGAUUCAUCAGGUAGUUACAUAUUACCUAUAAAUAAAGCGGAACCUGUAUGUCUGCACAACCCAACAUAUGACGUAGGGCAGAUUGCAGAAGAAGUCGACCCACCACUCGACAGAGAUGUCCAUAGUUCUAGCAUUGGCCAGAUGAAUAAAGACAAUGAUGCAACUGAUGCUGGGAUGGUUAGUUUCCAUGUUGGUUAACUGGCCAAGGAUAUUAAUAAUUUUCAUUAGAUGAGUAGAAUAUUUGAGGUGUGUGUGUUAUAUGGCGUGAAUGAUUGUAUAUUUGGUGAAAAUCAUUUCGGAUUUCAGUAAUGAAGAGCUCAUGCAGUUGCAAAAGGGAUUACGUCAAUUUUUUCAUAUGUCUCAAUGUAUAGAUUUUUAGUAGCUCUAUAAGAUCAUUCCCAUUAUAAAGUGAAUAAAAAUGGCAAAGAAAAAUCACCUUUUUUCAAAGGGGGUUAGGUCUAUUCAGGUGGUUGCAAAGGGGUUAGGUCCACAAAGAUUUCU
This is a messenger RNA of Lytechinus variegatus (green sea urchin), 4871 nucleotides long. RefSeq lists its product as uncharacterized. Gene Ontology annotation, cellular component: membrane. The transcript is spliced from 22 exons. Gene Ontology annotation, biological process: G protein-coupled receptor signaling pathway; cell surface receptor signaling pathway. The record is from RefSeq and is a predicted model, not a curated record. Gene Ontology annotation, molecular function: calcium ion binding; protein binding; G protein-coupled receptor activity. The coding region runs from base 84 to 4568 and encodes 1494 amino acids. Lineage: Eukaryota; Metazoa; Echinodermata; Echinoidea; Temnopleuroida; Toxopneustidae.